GUCACGGACAUCGAAAAGUCGUUGAAACGUACAACGCUAGUCAACGAAAAUGGGUGGACGACAUGGUUUCUGCUUGUUCGGUAUGUUUGUUUCUGCAGAAAACACAAGAAAACAGCGAACAAUUCGUUGUCUCCAGAUGUUGUAUAAUUGUUGUUUCAUGCAUUCUAUCUUGAAGUUCGUAAAUACAUUACACACGUAAAAAACGCACAAGUUGUAACAAACCUGCAGCAGAUUUGUAGCAAUGCUGUUCCAAGAACUUGUCAACAGGAUGUGUUCGCACUGCUUGUUCCCAGCUUGUUGACAGGCUUCAACGGCUUGUUGAAAACUUGCUACAAGGUUGUUGAGCUUAACACACUUGUUACAAGUUGUUCCAACAACUUGUUAUCGUCCUGCAAUUCAACGAUCUGUCAACAGGUUGUGAGUGACAACCUUGUAGCAACUUGAUAAAAUAACAACAUUGUUACAACUUGUUGACAAACUUGCUACAAGCAUGUUCCGAACACAUCUUAUAACAGUUGACAAGCUGUUAGAUUUUUACUUGUGUACAUGUACACUGCACGUAAAAACGCACAAGUUGUAACAAACCUGCAGCAGACUUGUAGCAAUGCUGUGCCAACAACUUGUCAACAGGAUGUGUUCGCACUGCUUGUUCCCAGAUUGUUGACAAGUUAUGAACCGAUGAACGGCUUGUUGAAAACUUGCUACAAGGUUGUUGAGCUCAACAGACUUGUUACAAGUUAUUCCAACAACUUGUUAUCGUCCUGCAUUUCAACAAUUUGUCAACAAGUUGUGAGUGACAACCUUGUAGCAACUUGAUGAGAUGACAGCAUCGUUAUAACUUGUUGACAAGCUUGCUACAAGCCUGUUCCGAACACUUCUUAACAGUUGACAAGCUGUUAGAUUUUUACUUGUGUACAUGUACCAGGUUUAAAUAAUUUUAGACGAUAGAAAAGCAAGAAGUAGACAGAGUUGAAUUUACCAAGAAGCAAAGUAUGCUGUUUGUAUUUUUGAGGAAAGAAGUCAAUGAAAGUUAAUCAAACUUUCCGUUAUCACAGUCUUGCAAUAACCUUUCCGACUACACGCGCAAAAACGCACAAGUUACAGAUCUGCAAACAAGUUGUUUACAAAUCUGUUCACAAGCUGUCAACAAGUUGUCUUCGCACUUCUUGUUCCGAGUUGUUGUAACAAGUUUGGAACAAUGAUGGUAUUAUCAGACUUGUUACAAGGUUGUUCUAACAAGUCUGAUACAGUCAUGAUAUUACAAGAAUGUUACAAGGUUGACUACACAAGGUUGUAACAAUAUUGUUAUAUCAUGACUGUAUCGGACUUGUUGGAACAAGUUUGCAACAAGUCUGAUAAUAUCAACAAGGUUGUUACAAGUUGUUAACAGCUUGUUCCAAACGUGUUGACAAUUUGGGACAAGCAGUGCGAACACAACUUGUGGACGGCUUGUUGGCAGACUUGCUGCAAGAUGUGAGCUUUUUUGCGUGUGUAAGGGAGGAUUUCCACUCACAGAGAAAUAUUUCGCUUGGUUUCUUUUGAAUUCAAAAGAAAUUGAGCAAAGUGGAAAUCCAGCUUAAUUCCACAGUCUCUCAAAAUUGUUUCACAAAUGAUACAUGGAAAUACUCUGACCAGAACUAUAGGACGCAAAACCAGCCUGUUCUAGCGUUGUGAAAGUUCUGUACAUGUUUUAGGCCAUGGAAGAAAUUGUUAGCAAAGUGGAUGAAGUUGAGGCUCAUAAAGACAGAAAAUUAUUCAUAGAUAAGUGUGGAACUGGCUCAUUACGACCGGUGGAUAUGCCGUAA
Messenger RNA from Paramuricea clavata, 1805 nucleotides. Lineage: Eukaryota; Metazoa; Cnidaria; Anthozoa; Malacalcyonacea; Plexauridae. The record is from the annotation of a GenBank genome assembly.